UCUCUCUAACCUCGUGCAUGUUGUUGUCCCGCCAAUUUUGUUGCUAAGAAAAUCUGUAUAAUUUGGAUAAAAUGGUUGAAGAAGAUACUGAAAUUGAUUGUGUAUUGAGGCCGAUGAAUUGCGAGAUUAAUUUGCUGUCGAGGUCUGAUGGUUCGACAAUGUUUAUGCAAGGCGAUACCACUAUUGUCGCAGGUAUAAAUGGCCCCAUGGAAGUAAAGAGCCAAAAAAUGGCAUAUGACAAACUUUCCAUAGAAGUUACGUAUACACCUCUCACAGGCCCAGCCAAGGUAGAUGACAGAUUAAUUGAAACAUAUAUAAGAGAGAGUUGUGAAUCUGCAAUACUGGUUUCGUUGCAUCCUAAUACCAUGAUAUGCAUUAAUUUGCAAGAGGUGCAAGAUUCUGGUGGGUUAUUGGCUUGUGCUAUUAAUGCAUCAUGUCUGGCAUUAAUUAAUUCAGGACUAUCUAUGAAAUUCACCAUUGCAGCUGUAAGUUGCAUGAUAGAAAAAGAAACAGGAAAAAUAAUUAUGGAUCCUGAUAAUACACAAUUAAAGAAUGCAAAGGCAGAAUUUACAUAUGCAUUUGACAGUAUCAACAAAGACAUCGUAUGCUGCCAUAGUGUCGGUCGAUUCUCUCAAAGCGAGUUCUUAGCUUCUGUGGAUAAAUGUAAACAAGUUAGUCAAUUUAUAUUCGAUUUUUAUAGGGAAAUUACAAAAAAAUAUGCAAAUACAGUAUAAUACCAUCUUAUUCCCAUCAUAAACAUCCUUUUUUUUAU
Camponotus floridanus (Florida carpenter ant) is the source of this 772-nucleotide messenger RNA. It is a transcript of the gene Rrp46, whose product is annotated as exosome complex component RRP46. NCBI's taxonomy places the organism in Eukaryota, Metazoa, Arthropoda, Insecta, Hymenoptera, Formicidae. The coding region runs from base 72 to 734 and encodes 220 amino acids. Gene Ontology annotation, cellular component: nuclear exosome (RNase complex); cytoplasmic exosome (RNase complex); nucleolus. The transcript has 5 exons. The record is from RefSeq and is a predicted model, not a curated record. Gene Ontology annotation, biological process: poly(A)-dependent snoRNA 3'-end processing; nuclear mRNA surveillance; U4 snRNA 3'-end processing.